GUACACACCGGCGGCUCGUGCGCACACGGACACAUACCAAAGCAAGGAAUUAACAAAACGCAUCCUUCACAGACAGUGGGGUCUUCUUCUUUUCGUGUGACGGUGCAGUGGCCUUGCGGCGAUCAAGACACAAAAACGCGGUACCGAGCUGAUUCUUGCGGUUUAUCAACAUCCAACUGUAAACAUAUAUAUAUAUAUAUAUAUAUAUAUAGUAUUCCUUAAAAAGAGCAGUGUGAGGGCGAGAAAGGGGUUAGUAGUUCCACGAUGCAGUGCGCACUGCUACGGCCGACCCCGCUGCUGCGGGCCUACCACUACGUUCACCCCAAGACCGGGCGUCCCAUUCGGCAGUACCGCAAGUACGGUGACCCGCGCUACAUCAACAACGAGGCCGCCCUCAUUCACGGCCUCUUCGCCCUCAUCACCACCGACUUCGGUAUGGUGACCCAGUCGCAGCUGGAGAACGCCCGCCUCGCUAUCCUGCGCCGCAUGCCGCGUGGGUCCUUCGCGCUCACGAUGCACACCGACUACGAGGAGUUCCCCGUCAUGAAGAAAAGCCCAGAGUCGCGCAUGGGGGCGGGUAAGAGCAACAUCCACCACUUCGCCUACAAGUUCACCACCGGCGUGCCGCUUUUCGAAAUUACGGCGCUGACGUCGCGACGGCUGAAUCAGGCGGAGGCGGAAGGUAUUUUCUUAGCGGGGCGGCCGUUUAUUCCGCUCCAGACGGCGGUGGUACCUCGCGGGCGUGUAGAUGAGUACCACGUCUUUCAAUAG
Leptomonas pyrrhocoris is the source of this 771-nucleotide messenger RNA. Its product is annotated as putative mitochondrial 50S ribosomal protein L16. The record is from RefSeq and is a predicted model, not a curated record. Gene Ontology annotation, cellular component: ribosome; mitochondrial large ribosomal subunit. Gene Ontology annotation, molecular function: structural constituent of ribosome; rRNA binding. The transcript has a single exon. NCBI's taxonomy places the organism in Eukaryota, Euglenozoa, Kinetoplastea, Trypanosomatida, Trypanosomatidae. The coding region runs from base 265 to 771 and encodes 168 amino acids. Gene Ontology annotation, biological process: mitochondrial translation.